This is a messenger RNA of Leucoraja erinaceus (little skate), 7958 nucleotides long. RefSeq names its product polyhomeotic-like protein 2. Gene Ontology annotation, molecular function: zinc ion binding; protein binding. The transcript has 15 exons. Gene Ontology annotation, cellular component: nucleus; PRC1 complex. The record is from RefSeq and is a predicted model, not a curated record. NCBI's taxonomy places the organism in Eukaryota, Metazoa, Chordata, Chondrichthyes, Rajiformes, Rajidae. Bases 387 to 2927 code for a protein of 846 amino acids.
GGCCGCUGACUGCUCGGGGAGAUGUUGAGUCUGACUGGACGUUCCCGACAUCUAUAUUUCAUGAGAAUCCCCUCUAUUAUUCAUCUCUCAGUCACUCCACCAAUUACUUGCUGCAUCUCCCAUUGCAAUCUGGUGGUUUAACAUCAGGUACUUCAAGAGAGUUUGUGUUCAGCCGUCUGAAGCAGAACUAGGUGAAUGAGCCACAGAGUCACACCAUGGAAAUGUUGGUCACCGUGUUAUAGGCAAGAUGUUGUCAAGCUGGAAACGGUGCAGAGACGAUUUACAAGGAUGUUGCCAUGGCGGAUAUUGCAGGCAGGUGUGAGGUGUAGACGGAGAGCGGGAGCGGGAGCGGUCAGUGGCGAUCCGGCCGCCAUCUCUUCGCCAGGAUGGAGAGCGACCAGAUCACCAGCAGCAGCAGCGCAUCCCGGCAGGCCGUGCCGCAGAUAUCGGUGUACAGCGGGCUCCCCGACCGGCAGACUGUGCAGGUGAUACAGCAAGCUCUCCACCGACAGCCCAACACUGCCGCCCAGUACCUGCAGCAGAUGUAUGCGGCGCAACAGCAGCACCUGAUGCUGCAGACUGCAGCCCUCCAACAGCAACACCUGAGCAGCGCGCAGCUGCAGAGCCUGGCAGCUGUGCAGCAGGCUAGUUUAGCUGCAACCAGGCAGGGCUCUUCACCGAAUGGGAGUGUAUCUCAGCAACCUGUCUCUUCUCAGAACACUAUUAACCUGGCCACGUCCCCUGCUGCGGCGCAGUUAAUCAGCCGGGCGCAGAGCGUGAACUCGGCUGGUGCCACAGGGAUUGCUCAACAGGCCGUUCUCCUGGGAAAUUCGACCAGCCCAGCGCUCACUGCCAGCCAGGCUCAGAUGUACCUUCGGGCGCAGAUGGCACAGCAAAGUAACCUUGUGCAAGUAGCUAGGACCCUAGGACGUGCUGUUCCUUUGUCCCCCCAGCUCAUCUUCACGCCCACUGCCACCGUCGCUGCCGUCCAACCAGAGGUCACAGUAUCUUCAGGCAACCAGCAGUCAUCGGUCUCACAGGUGCAGAAUUUAGCGAUCAGAAGCCAGCAGGGUGCAACAGCAGUGCAGCCUCAACUUCAGAGCGUAACUCUGAAAGCUAGCGCGUCAGCUCCGCAGUCCGCCGGUGGCCCGCUGGCAAAAGCUCCCGGCCCGCUGCCCGUCCUGGGCAGCAAAGGGGGCCAGUGCGAGGGCAUGGCCGAGAGUGGGAAGAAGAGCGAGCACGGCAUUGCUCCCAGCACGGACACCAGGGGUCUUGGCGUGACCCACAAUACUGCAACUGUCAGCACACACCCUCUGAUCACCACAGCCUACAGCCAGAUUCAGCCGCACCAGCUGAUCCAGCAGCAGCAGCAACAGAUCCAACUGCAGCAGCAGCAGCAACAGCAGCAGAAACAUCUACAGCAUCAGUUCGUCAUUCAGCAGCAGCAGAUCCAGCAGCACAGGCAGCAGCCGCAGCUCAUCCACACCAGCGCCCAGCUGCAGGCGGUGCCCACCAGCUCGCUCCAGGCUCCUGUGCAGACCCUGGCGCAUGGGCAGCACUGCCAACCUACACUGCACCCCAAGCCGCAGGUGUUGAGCUCACCGGCUCCCUCUCAGAUCCCCGUGCUCCAGCCUGUGCCUCACGCCCAGCAGAACCCGCAGCCGGUGUUGCACAGCGGGCAGACGGACAGCCAUGCACUGGCGCCACAGACUGCAGCCGUAAACCUGCAGGUCCAGCCGUCUGCACACGUGAUCCAGCAGUGCCAGCGGAGCGUGCCGGACUGCAGGAGGGACAAGCUCGACCCCGCGGCUGAGAAGGGGCCCGCGGAGAGACCCAACGGACCCACGACCACGGCCUGCUCGGUAACACCCGAUCAGAAGAAGGUUGAGCCGGCCAAGCCCGUCGCACAAGGGAAGGGGCCGGAGGGUGUUAAUGCCAAGACUGCCUCCCCCGCUCCCACCAUGACGUCCGGAAAUGGCAACACCACCUCGUCCGUGACUGCAAGCGUUCCGCAAAACACCGAGAACAAACCUCCACAGGCCAUCGUCAAACCCCAGAUCCUCACCCAUGUCAUUGAAGGCUUUGUUAUCCAGGAGGGUGCUGAGCCAUUCCCUGUGGGCCGCUCCUCGCUACUUAUCGACCACCUGGCCAAACAAAAGCAGCAGCAGCAGUCGGCAGCUGUACAGCCAGCCGAGAAACUGCCACAGCUGGAUCAGCCCGACUCUGAGAUGGACGAUCUCAGUCAGCAAGAGUCGAAGGAAAAAGAGGAGGAUGCUCUGAAACUGAAGUGCGAGUUCUGCGGGAGGCUUGAUUACGCCCACAAGUUCAAGGGCUCAAAGAGGUUUUGUUCAAUGGCCUGCGCCAAGAGGUAUAAUGUUGGCUGCAGUAAGCGAGUGGGUUUGUUCAAACCCGACAAGAGCAAGUACCUGCAGAAGAAAGAAGGAGGCAAGUUGGGAAAGAGAGGCCCAAGGAAGAACAGCCUGCACAGCACCAACAGCGAGCAGCCCAAGAAACAGCUUAAGCAGUCCCCGGCCACCGUGGGCAUGAGUCAGGAGGAUUCCAGCAGAGGCUCGGACAACUCCAGCUACGAGGAGCCGCUAUCGCCCAUCUCGGCCAGCUCCUCCACGUCACGGAGGAGGCAGGGCGAGCGGGAGCUCGACAUCCACGAGCUGCGGAUGCGGGACCUGAUGGGGAUCGGCCACCACUUCCUGCCUAGCGACCCCACCAAGUGGAACGUGGAGGACGUGUGCGAAUUUAUUCGCUCGUUGCCAGGUUGCCAGGAGAUCGCCGAUGAGUUUCGGGCCCAGGAAAUUGAUGGGCAGGCCCUCCUGUUGCUUAAGGAAGACCACCUCAUGAGCGCCAUGAACAUUAAAUUAGGGCCAGCCCUGAAAAUAUAUGCCAGGAUCAGCAUGCUGAAGGACUCCUAACCAGAACCCUUGGGACAUUGGGGAACCUGGCUGGUUGAAGUGGCAGCUAUACUGAAAGCCAAGGUUUCUGAUCGCUGUGGACGUUUGGUCGCUCUUUGCAAAGAGAAUUGAGGUGUAGCACUGCAGAGUACAGUGAUCACACUAUCAAACAACUAUUGGCUUCGUGAGAAGCCUGCAAUCUGGGUACAAUGUUUCCCAAAUGAGGAAAAUACAUGGUGCUAUCCCAGUGGCAAAGAUAGAGAUGGGAACAUUGGUGGAGAAGUAAUCUCCACCAGAUGAGCCAAAUGCAUUGAGUGUUUCGAGGAUAAUUCUUCACAGAACACAGUAUAUUUGCCAGUGGUUAUGUAGCUGAAGAGAAUUGUUUUUUUUGGAUUUAGAUCUGUCCUAAGGUUGGUUUCUGUUUGGAUGCAUGUUUAGAGGUUAGGCUUUCUUUAGAUUGGUUUGAUAAUCAGAUCUAUUUUGUGAUCUUAUAAUGUGCCUGAAAUAACAAGAUGUUGCUGUAAAACUCUUUGUGACUGUUUCAUGCAGGGCGAUGCAGUUUCUAGAAUAUUUAGAUCAUCCACACGGUGCAAGUGGUUGACCAGCAUGUGUUCGUACAGCAGAACACACAACCUGUGAACAUUUUAUGUCUUGCUGGAAUUUACAUUUGUUACCAGUUUAAUAAGGGCUGCCUCCCAGACUUCUGUGGUGGGGAACAUCCAGAUGGCAGAACAGCUCAGAUGUUUUUGAUUUAAAAGGGGAGGAGGUGGUUCUUCCACAUGUGCAGAAUGAGUUGGGAAGGGAGCAAAGGACAGAAUCAUUGCCCUGUUCAAUUUAUAAUCUGUCUGCUCACCCAAAGUUUGAGUGGAGGGCGGCAGAUUAUCUACAUUUGGACAGGCAGAAAUCUAUUCAUCCCAACUGUUCACACGCAGGGACCCAGUGCAGCUCUGGAUGCUGCAUCAGGACCAAAAUCCUCACUGACUAGUUUAGAAAUACAGCACGGAAACAGGCCCUUUUGCCCACCAGGUCCGCGCCGACCAGCGAUUCCCGCACACUAUUACUAUCCUACACACACACACACACACACACACACACACACACCACACACACACACACACACACACACACACCACACACACACACACACACACACACACACACACACACACACACACACACACACACACACACACACACACACACACACACACACACACACGGGCAAAUUACAAUUAAACCAAGCCAAUUAACCUACAAACCUGUCCGUCUUUGGAGUGUGUUUGGAAACCGGAGAUCCCAGAGAAAACCCACGCGGUCACAGGGAGAACGUUGAAACUUUGUACAGGCAAGCACCCGUGGUCAGGAUCGAACCCAGGUCUCUGGCGCUGUAAAGCACCAACUCUACCACUGUGCCACGCUUUCUCCCCCCAACCUUGUGACAUAGACCAUCAAUGUUCAGGGUGCAGCGCCACGCUUCUCCUGUGCUACUGCUCAUCCACUGAUCCUUUUACAGACCAGUCUUCCAGAAGCUCCCCUUCGACCCGUCCAGAUACAACAAGUGUGGCGACCAAGUCAGUGCAGCCUUUAACCGGCUCUGUGACAAAACAAUUUGUCAGCCACCGCAUGAUCCCCAGUCUGGGCUGACGGUGCCCUGUUUGUGCCUCAAUCGUUCUUUCAUUCAUGCCAUCAUUGACCCAUCACACAGGCCAAGUGCAAUUAACCCGAAAACAUGAAUGACAUUACAGUGCAAGUAAUGGAAAUACAAUAUUAAAUUUGUGUGUGUGCGGGCACUGAAAUGUUGGAUGUGCUGAACUUGUUUUGGCACACCUUAAGUCGGAGCAUCACAAUGUUUUAAUAUUUACAGAGGAGGGACCGUGGGCUGCAAACUGGUGUCUCUGCACGCUGCUUGCCUGAUACUGGAUUCACGACGGUCGCUUCAUUGCACCGUCUAAUUCAAUGGCCCGUGUCUCAUGCCGUCCCCUGGAAGAAUUUCCAAUCUUACAUUAUCCUGAUCACCUCAGAUGGCAAUUUACAAACAGUCCCAUAUCAUUCCAGCAAACCUUUUCCCACUUCCUAUUUGUAACAAUUUGUCUUUUGAUACUUAACAUAAAGCAUUACCAAGUCGCCUUUAAAUGGCAGAAGAAAAUGAAGGUUAGUCUUCAACUUUCCAAAUAACUUUGCUGUUGCUAAAAUGUACUGUUACUGUCUUGAAGUUAAAUUUCAAUACAUGUGAAUGGUGGAAAACAAUCAACGCCCUAUUUUGAAAAGGUCUGGAAAGGCAGAGCCUUUAAGGGCUGGUACAUGCUUCCAGUAAUUUAAAUUGCGUUGUAUUUAGCAACUGAUUGCUGGAGAUUCAUCCUGAGCUGCCCUGUGCAAGUAACACAUUUGUAAUCUGCAUUCAAAAUCUAUUGAAGUCACUCCAGCUUAAUUUUGCGAGCACACUGCACCACACAGCCACUCUCCUGUGUUUUAGCACAACCAACACAACAAUGAAUUUCUGCCUUGAAUUAGCCCAUUGUCUGGUGACUCCCCCCCCCCCCCCACCCCCCCUGACCCUGUUCCAUCUGUUCUUUGUAGCGAUGCCGAAUAUUUUCAACACUGCAAAAGCAAAGGCUUUGGGACGACCAAAGACAAUUGAAUAUUCACUUUUGUUCCUUAAUCUUACUUGGUGCUGUCUCAGACUGUGUCUUCCUGGAGGAAGCCCUUCUGUGGCUACAUUUCAGUUUGUACAAGACUUGAAUUUUGUUGGUCCUGUGAAAGAUUUUUACAUUGUAAGUUGGUAGUUUUAAAAGCAUAAUUUAACUCUGAAUUACUGUGUUUCACAUGUAUUUUUGUAAGACUAAGGGAUUUUCUUUCCUGCUUUAGUGCUGAGCUGUAGAGACGCUGGCAAGAUCUGGCGGCCCAUUGUGGGAGGUCACACGAGACUCUGCUUGUGAUGUCUUCCUAGGUUGAGUUGCAAGAGCAGCAUGAGGCGCCGCAUGUUAAAGAUGGCCACUUGUAAGCAGAGCCCUGGUGUUGGUGCAACCAAACCCAUACAGCACUCUGUCUUAAGGAAAUGGUGAAAUUUGGUUCGGGGGGGGGGGGAGGGGGAGAAGAGAAAGGAAAAGACCCCUUCUUCAGAACAGUAGUAGUCUGAGAGUGAUGUGUUGUCCUGGCCAAUUGAGCAUUCCAGCUUUUGCAAUCCUCCCGAGAAAUCCGGUCAUCAAAUGAUUAUUUCAAAGAGAGUCGUAAGUGUUGAUAGAUGACCGAAGCUUCCUCGUGGCGAUCCCUGGAAGCAAGGACGUGAUGCACUCCGUGACGCGUGGACGACGUGUUGGACGACGACAGCCAACAGCGAGCUACAUCCUCUGACACACGAGCGAACGAUAGAACAGUGAUUAGAAGUGUUUGCUUUGGUGCAUCUUGCCCAACAUCCAGAUGUAGUGAUCCUGUUACAGAUGUAUCGCUUGUCCACUGUGAACAGCCUUCUGGUUGUGUUUGUCAUGGCCUUCUGGUGCUUGUUACAAAAUAUUUUCACCCCACGUAAGGGCCAUCUUUGACUUUUGACAUAUGUUUCCAUUCAUGGUGUACCCAGAUGAAACCCAGCAUUUCAGUAUUGGUGAAAGCAAAUCAAAAUACCAAGGAUGCUCAAAAUGAUAAAAAGGGAAAACAUUGGAAAUGCUCAACAGGCUGAGCAACAAAAAGAAAGAGUCAAUGUUUCAAGUCAAAGACUCUUCAUCAGAACCUGAAAUAGUCAGUCUGAAGAAGGGUCCCAAUUCAAAAUGUCACCUAUCCAGGUCCUCCACAGAUGCUGACUGACCCACCAAGUUACUCCAGUAUUUUGUGAUUAACUCUGUUCCUCGUUCCAUCGUUGUUGCCUGACCUGCUGAGUGUUUCCAGCAUUUUCUGUUUUUACUUUCAAUGUUAGUAAUUGGCUAGUUCAAAAUAAAAUUGAAAUAUGGAGGUUUUGAUGAUGAAUAACAUGAAUAAAUUAAACUGGAUUUUAAAUGUUUUUCAAUUUCUGGUGAUUUUUUAAAAUGCCAUGUUGAUUGAUUUAAAAUGAUACAAUUCUCUUUGUAAUGAAACAUGAUUUGACUUUUUUUACUUCUCAGCUUUUUUUUGUGACAUGGGGGUAUUGGUCAAUUCUGCCUCAGUAUUUGAAUUAUACAUCAAGAUUGGUGCCCAAUGUCCAAUCUUCAUUUCAGGGGUUGGCUCAAUUGCUUACAUGUACUUAUUUCUCUCAACUUUUCUGACUUUGCACAGUUGAGAAUUCAAUGACAGCUAAAACUGUGGACACAAGGAACUGCAUCGUUAGCUUACACAAAACAGGAGCAACUUGCUGGCGGUGUAAACAUUGAAUUCUCCAAUUUUAGGUGACUCCAAACACCGUCUCUACCCACCUCUCUCUUCCCUGUUUCCCAUCAGGCUGCACAGCCAUUUCUCUCUAUCCCCAACCCCAUCCCCUUCCAUCUAUAUUCCUUUCUAUGGCUUCACAUUCCAUGUCCCUUAUCUCACCACCUUUAGACUUGUCAACUCUGGCCUUUGUCUAACCAUCUUCCAAUCAAAACCCCUCACUUGUAUCCACCGUCACUUGCCAAACUUUGUCUUGCCUCUUCUUCCAGCACCACACACACACACACUCUCUCUUUUUCUCUCUCCUCUCUUUUCCUCUCUCACUCUCACUCUCUCUCUCUCUCGUCCCGACCCAAAACAUUGCUUUUCAUGUUCUCCAGAGAUCCUGCCAGACCCACUCUAGCACUCGACGUUGAAAUAUUAGUGUUCACAAUCCUUCUGCCCUGAAUGUUGCAGGUUUACACUGACAAUGUCGACAUCAUUUUAGUAAUUAGUGCUAUUUCAACUUGCAACAUCAACAUAUGAAGUAAAUGUUACAUUGAAAUUGUUAAUACCUGGACUCCCAUAAUAACACGCUGAAAGAGUUUGCAAUAACUUAUAACUUGUCAAUUCCAUUUGUAUAGAAGUGAAAUAAGACUCCUUUGAUAGGACAUGAUGUCUGACAGCAGGCAAUUUUUUUUCUGUUUGUUGUAUUGAUAAUAAAUUGAUUUAAAAAAAUAA